Colletotrichum karsti is the source of this 603-nucleotide messenger RNA. RefSeq lists its product as uncharacterized. Bases 1 to 603 code for a protein of 200 amino acids. NCBI's taxonomy places the organism in Eukaryota, Fungi, Ascomycota, Sordariomycetes, Glomerellales, Glomerellaceae. The transcript has 2 exons. The record is from RefSeq and is a predicted model, not a curated record.
AUGACUGCCUUCGUUAGUGAAGACUCGGCGAUUGAUACCAAUGGCACAAGGAGGGAGAACCCCGGCGCUCAGGAAAACUCGGACACAGACGGCUUGGGCAAAGGGGGUUCCACCAUCGGGGACCUAGCGAACUCCAGCUCGAACAGCCGGUAUCAGACGAACGUCUCCCCACGCCCCAGAAACAGUACGUUGCCCCUUUUGGCGAAGGAGUCUGCGCUGAUCGACAGCCUUCGCGACCACAAAGAGGCGAUCGCUGCGGACCUGAAAGCCAUUGAGAUAGCCCCUCGCAUGGUGUCGCCGACCUCUGUCGAUAAUCACCAAAAGAAGUUCAGGUAUGCUGCCGGUCAGAAACGUAAAGUACUCGACGACGUUGAGGAUCUGAUGGCGAAGAAGGCGCGUAUGGACUCCUACCUCACCAUAAUGUACGCCCAAAUUAACGAAGCUGUGGCAUUGUAUGAUCAACGGGUCAAGGAGGAGAUGCUUGAUGCUGUUGGUGGCGAGGAGGAGGAGGAGGUGUACGCAGCAGUUGGCGGAAAGGAGGUGAUGCGUGCCGCUGUUGAAGAGGAGAAUGAGAUUGAUAACGCUGAAAGCGAGGAAGAGUAG